AUGGAGAAAGUGAUUGAUGAGAAGCGGAAAAUUCAAGAACAGCUUGAAAUUUCACAGUACUUGUGCAAAAAGCAGGUCGAAGACCUCAAAACUGCAUGGCAAGAAGUACACAGUCUUCAAAAGUCAAUGAAUUGCGACCCAUUUGUUCUGGUUCUGAUUGACGCCGAUAUUACCAUGUUUUCGGACAAUUACGUCCAACGAGGUUCUGCUGGAGGUCAUGACGCUGCUCGAGAUUUGAGGAAAGCCAUCUAUGAAUACUUCAAAACCAAAGAUGGCUUUCUUCUUGAUACGAAGAUUGUCAUUCACAUGUUUGCCAACAUGGCCGGUCUCAGUAAGACAUAUCAAGAAUCAAAGAUAUUGUCCGAUCCUAUGUUCCUUCGUCAGUUUCUGCAAGGCUUCAAUAAAGAGCACGCCCUCUGCCAUUUUAUUGAUGCUGGUGAUGACAAGGAGGCUGCUGACAAGGAGAUGGAACUAUUUUAUAAUAAUGCACAUUGCAAACAUAUCAUGUUUGCUGGAUCGGGAGACAACAGCUAUGCAGGGUUCUUGAGACAGUAUACCUUGACCGAUCAAAUCUGCUCCAGAGUGGUCCUGGUCGAAUCUGUCCCCUUUGCUAGCAAGUUGGAAGAUUUGGCUGCCAAAUUUGAGAAAACUCGACUUCAAGGUCUGUUCCGUGAGACCAAGAUCGAAACGAGGCGAGGUUCCUUCCGAGAAGACGCGACUGCUUGUUCGCAGAAGUCGUCCCCGCCGACAAGUUACGCCUCCACAGUGAGACAGACCGGUCAAUCGCAAGCCGAAGUAUCGCCAACUCUUCCCAAGGAUUUGACGACCGGAAACAGUCAAGAAAGGAAAGAAGGGAAGAAGAUUUUCCAGAAUAGCCUGGGUCAGCGCGUCGACCAACCCGUAAAGGCGGACAGGGCGAUCGUCACCAGCUUGAAACCGAAGAAACUCUGCAAUCGCCAUUUUUUGACUCGCUGCAAUUACGCUCAAUGUUUACACAGUCAUGAAGGGAGGCUCACUCCCGCACAAAUCGAGGCACUUCGAUUUAUUGCGCGUUUGAGCCCUUGUCAGACAUUAUAUUGCGAGGAUCCAGAUUGCGUCGCGGGUCAUCGGUGUAUGCAAGGGACACGCUGUGACCGUCGAGGAUCCAGUUGUUGGUUCAGUGAGGAGAUGCAUAAUGUUGAUGUCAAUGUAACCGGCUUUAUAACUGUUUGA
This is a messenger RNA of Rhinocladiella mackenziei CBS 650.93, 1212 nucleotides long. RefSeq lists its product as uncharacterized. The transcript has 4 exons. NCBI's taxonomy places the organism in Eukaryota, Fungi, Ascomycota, Eurotiomycetes, Chaetothyriales, Herpotrichiellaceae. The coding region runs from base 1 to 1212 and encodes 403 amino acids. The record is from RefSeq and is a predicted model, not a curated record.